Messenger RNA from Diospyros lotus (date-plum), 1171 nucleotides. RefSeq lists its product as uncharacterized. The transcript has 2 exons. Bases 311 to 838 code for a protein of 175 amino acids. The record is from RefSeq and is a predicted model, not a curated record. NCBI's taxonomy places the organism in Eukaryota, Viridiplantae, Streptophyta, Magnoliopsida, Ericales, Ebenaceae.
UCUCUCUCUCUCCUACACAUCUCCAGCUCACUAUCUUCCAAAGGACAUUCACAUGCCUUUGUUUUCUGGCAAUGGAAAGUAGUAGUAGUUAUAGUAGUAGCUAGUGUUCCACGCCACGUCCUUCAAGUUCAGGUCAACUGCUGCUUCCUUAUCAUCCACACCACCCACCCAUUUUUCUCAGAUCAGAUCAGAUCGGAUCACUAGCUACUACUGCUUUGCCUUUGGCUCUCCCAAUUCCCAAGCAUUCCUUUUACACUUACAGCAACUUUGUAUCAUCACUUUAAUAGCCCGGAUUAAUUGCUCGCUCCCUAUGGAUUCCACAAUAAUUCUCUUGAUGCUUCUUCUUCCAUCCUCGUUAAUUCUGCUGUCUCUGCCUAAUUGGGAAGUUGAAGCUGCAGCAGCCAAAGCCAACCCUCCUCCCGAAAUCACUGUUAUGGGCAUGGUUUACUGUGACAUCUGCUCCAACAACACCUUUUCCAGGCACAGCUACUUCUUACCAGGUGUGGGGGUCAGAAUAGACUGCACAUUCAAAGCAAUUUCUCCAAAAACCACGGAGCAGAUUUCGUUCUCGGUGAACAGAACCACCAACAGAUAUGGAGUGUAUAAGUUGGAAAUACCGUCGGUGGACGGAGUUGAAUGUGCGAGAGACAAAGCCAUGGAGUCUUCCUGCAGGGCAAGCCUGAUGUGGAGCUCCUCUUCUUCCUGCAAUGUUCCCGGUUACACCACCACCUCCGAUGAGAUAGCCGUCAAGUCCACCCAAUCCAAUCUCUGCAUUUACAGCCUAAGUGCUUUGAAUUAUAGGCCAUCCCACAUAGACAUUGCCUUGUGCCAGAAUUAGAACCCAAAAUGUCCUCCUCGAGCCUAAUUAAUAAGUUGAGGCAUAUCCAUCGAGCUUUGUUUUUGUUCAUGGAUGAUUAAUCCUCUCUCUCUCUCUCUCUCUCUCUGUAUUAUUGUUACGCAUUUAUAUAUAUAUGUGUAUGUAUAAAGCUGAGUAAAUGUUUAUCAAAGUUACAUUUUUUUUUUUUAGUACAGCCGGCCAUUCAACUACAAGUGCAAUGUGUAGUGUGGUUAAGAUUCAGCACUCUUUAGGCAUCAGUUUUGUCCACAUGAUGAAAGAUAAGGCUGAGGCAUGGAGAGGGUGAAAUUCAGUCACGUUGCCUACUACUCUUCA